This is a messenger RNA of Marasmius oreades (fairy-ring Marasmius), 1773 nucleotides long. RefSeq lists its product as uncharacterized. Gene Ontology annotation, cellular component: endoplasmic reticulum membrane. Gene Ontology annotation, biological process: phospholipid biosynthetic process. The transcript has 10 exons. NCBI's taxonomy places the organism in Eukaryota, Fungi, Basidiomycota, Agaricomycetes, Agaricales, Marasmiaceae. The record is from RefSeq and is a predicted model, not a curated record. Gene Ontology annotation, molecular function: glycerol-3-phosphate O-acyltransferase activity; glycerone-phosphate O-acyltransferase activity. Bases 47 to 1666 code for a protein of 539 amino acids.
CCCCCGACAUUACAUUGACGCCAGCUUCCUAUCCUCUUCAACCUAGAUGGAGUUCAGAAGACCAGGUCCGACGCCUACACCUUGGUCGUACUGGCUCAUAAGGCUCCUAUUCAAAUUCGUGCUCAAGAUAUUCUAUGGAACUAUUGUCGUAGAAAAUACCCACUUGAUACCAGAAGACGGCUUUCCAUGUAUUGUUUGCGCCAAUCAUAGCAACUCUCUUACCGAUGCAUUGCUUCUUGUCACGUCCAUCCCUUCCAAAAAACGGAAAAUGUUACGGCUGACCGCGAAAUCCACCCAAUUUGGAAAGAAAACGUUCACAAGCUGGCUCAUUGAGAACGCAGGAACCGUACCUAUUCAACGUAAGCGGGAUUUUGAAGGUCAAGAAGUGGACAAUACCGAGGUCAUGCAUCAUCUUAUGAAGGCAUUGGAAGUUGGCGAUGCCGUCUGCCUGUUCCCAGAGGGUUUUAGUCGAUACCAUCCUACAAUAGCCCCGUUCAAGACGGGUGUCGCCAGAUUGGUCUCAGAUGUCCUUUCGAAAAACAGAAGCCAUUCAGAUUUCAAGAUUUCAAUAUUGACUUGCUCAAUCACUUAUAUGCAUCGCCAGCAUUUCCGUUCUGAUGUUUUGGUGACCUUUCACGAGCCUAUGGUUUUCACACCGAAGGACAACCCCGAAUUAUUGAAACCUGUUGACUACAAUGUCAUUCGCGAUCUGACGGCGCAAAUGCAUCAACAGAUUAGCCACGGGACUCUGGAUUCGCCGUCAUGGGGAUUAGUACGAACGAGCAAACUCGCCGCGCGAAUUUACGCACCUUUGGGAACUAGAAUGAGCUUAGGGGAUCAUGUUCGUGUUGUCCGGACCUUUCUUGACGCAUUCAAAACUGUCAGAAAGAAAAGGGAUCAGUCGCUAGUUCAACAGGAAGAUGACCAGCACAAUAUAGACCCAUCUUUUAUUUCCGAGUUAGAAACUGAUCUCAAGGCCUACCAAGAUCAACUGGAAAAAUGCGGGAUAAAGGAUGAUCGCAUCAGACGCGAAAUACUUCCUCGUCGCACGAUCAUCUAUAGAAUGAUACUUCGUCUUACUUGGGCGUCAUUCCUAUUGAUAAUAUCAAUGCCGGGCUUGCUCUUGUCACUACCCGUGUACGUAGUGACAUUUUACGCCGUCCGUAACUUCAAAAAGACGGGGCCAGUCUUUGACACCUACGAUGAAAUUGCCCAGUAUAAGCUCAUUUAUGGGCUCAUCUCUGGUGUUGCAGUCUGGGUCAUCGGUGUCCUGGCAACGCUUCCGUUCGUCCUGAUCACGAGCCUUUUAAUUCCAGCGUUGAUGUGGAUGACCCUUCGAUGGAUAGAGGACGCUGUAUCUUCUUUCCGGUCAUUCACCGCUCUGGGUCGUUUGUUCCUCAUUGGAAAAGAUACCCUGAAGGAAAUGUAUGAUCAACGAAAGGAGUUACAUGGGCGGAUCAUGGACAUGGCUAUUGCUCUGGAUCUUCCUGCCAAUCCAGAAGAAUACUUUGCACAAGCGGGUGGUAAACAAAAAGGUCGCGUCCAAGGAUUGUGGGAGAGUAAAGCAAAAUACUUCUCGAUCCGACGGCGUAGAAAGCGGGACUGGAACGAAACCCUCCGAUUAUACGAUAAAGUGGAUUAUCCCGAUGACGACUCCGAGAUAUAAAUUGCAACUGCGCUCAAGGAUAUGAACAGUAGUAAAUAUCUGUGUACGUGGAUAGAGUACAUGGAGGCAUGCAUGAUAUUACUUAAGAACCUCAGUAACAAACGAUC